AACGUGGAGUGCAGCAUCUGCUUGGUCCCCUUCGAAGAACGCACCUUCGUUAGCCAGCUGCAGUGCGCUCAUGCUUUCCAUUACGAAUGCAUCCAUCACUGGUUUUCAGUUGGAAAUUGUUGUCCUGUAUGCCGAACUAGGAUUGCCUACGAU
This is a messenger RNA of Helobdella robusta, 153 nucleotides long. RefSeq lists its product as hypothetical. The transcript has a single exon. The annotation marks the transcript as partial. NCBI's taxonomy places the organism in Eukaryota, Metazoa, Annelida, Clitellata, Rhynchobdellida, Glossiphoniidae. The record is from RefSeq and is a predicted model, not a curated record.